AUGAAAUUUAAUCUGACGAGAAGCUCGGAUGAAGCCGUCUGCGUGUUUCAAGGCACAGACGAUGAUCACACGCUUUCGAUGAUCCUCUUACACCCCUGGGGAGCAGUAGUUGGUUUGGUUUGGAAGGGUUCUUGGCAGAUUGUAUGGCUUGCGCCAAAAAGCUUUUGCGAGGUACCAAAUUAUUGUGGCAAGAAUUCCUUCUGUUGCGCCACUGAACCGGUGGACCCGGACACGUUCAUGUCCAUGCCCAAGGCCACGUGUAAGUGCAUUCUAGGUUACCACCCGAUGAAAUCAGGAGAGAGCAUUGGGGUGCGUCCGUGCGAGAGGCAGGCAGAGCUUAGCUGCUCUGCUAAUGAGUUUCAUCCGUUCAAAACAGUCAAGUUGCCCGCCACUGCUAGCACCAAUAGCUUCAUAACUCCCGGUUUGGAACAAUGCAAGGACAAGUGCUUACAAAACUGCGAGUGUAAAGCAUACUCGGUAUUCGCUUACGGAAACGGAAGCCUGACGCAAAACUGCACAACCUGGAGCGGAGACUUAACUGACCUAGGAUGCUACAAUUCCUCCGCAGCUCAAACUCUCUACAUCCGACAAAACGGGGAGAUGAAGACGAAGACGAAGACGAAGAAAAAGAAGAAGAUGAGCAUCAUAGUGUACGUAAUCAUAGGAUUAUCUGUUUCCGCUCUGUGUCUUUUGUGCGUAGCCUUAUACUGCUACCGCAAAAGGAUUCAAAAGAAAUUAACACCAGCUCCGGCAGCCACGGACGAAGUGGAGAUGAGAUUGAUUCGGGAAGGAGCCACGGACGACCACGAAUCACUCCCACAAAUGGAGUUUUCCACAAUUGUGGAUGCCACCGAGAAUUUCUCGCAUCUGAUUGGCAGAGGAGGGUUCGGUAACGUUUACAAGGGAUUGUUACCCGAUGGGACAGAGAUUGCUGUGAAGAAACUGUCGGAGCAGUCAAAUCAAGGCAACGAGGAGUUCUAUACCGAGGCGACAUCAAUCCGACGGCUCAGACACGUGAACAUCGUCCGACUCUAUGGCUGGAGUGUUCACAAUGACGACAAGCUCCUGAUUUACGAGUACCUGGAAAAUGGAAGCCUGGAACGUCAUCUCUUCUCUGAGCCAUCUGGUGGUGGUGGCGACCUAGACUGGCCAAGGAGAUAUCACAUUGUGAAAGGUAUAGCCCAAGGGCUUGCCUAUAUCGAAGAAGGUUUUCAAGAUACCAUAGUCCACCGAGACUUAAAACCGGCUAAUAUCCUCCUCGACACCAACAUGACCCCCAAGAUUUCGGAUUUCGGGUUCGCCCGAGUCUAUGGAAGGGCCGAGGACGAAGCUUUCACGGAGCGUCCGUCUGGAACUUAUGGUUACAUGGCCCCGGAGUAUAUGCAAGGAGGGUCAUACUCGGCUAAGUCGGACAUCUUUAGUUUCGGCGUUACUGUCCUUGAGAUUUUAAGCUGUAAAAGGAACAAGACCUUCGCUGCUGACAUGGGUCUCAACGUCAACCUUCUAGAAUAUGCCUGGAUCAAGCUGGAUCAAGGCGACUAUUUGGAGGUUGUAGACGAGAAGAUCAGAGGAGAUUCUUUACCAGAUUGGCAAGUCCUGAGAUGCGUCCAAGUUGCUCUCCUUUGCGUUCAGCAACAGGCAAGUGAAAGACCAAAUAUGUCUUUGGUCGUCACUAUGCUCCAGGAAGAAGACUAUCCCACUCCCAAACCGCUACGUCCUGGCGUUAUCGCCGUUGCCUCAACUUCAUCGUGCCAAGACCCUUCCGGGUCUACUCCCACCCACAUCAUCGAACCCAUCACCCAAGUCUACCCCCGCUAG
Messenger RNA from Microthlaspi erraticum, 1818 nucleotides. NCBI's taxonomy places the organism in Eukaryota, Viridiplantae, Streptophyta, Magnoliopsida, Brassicales, Brassicaceae. The record is from the annotation of a GenBank genome assembly.